Sarcophilus harrisii (Tasmanian devil) is the source of this 1945-nucleotide messenger RNA. It is a transcript of the gene CA6, whose product is annotated as carbonic anhydrase 6. Bases 429 to 1370 code for a protein of 313 amino acids. The transcript has 10 exons. NCBI's taxonomy places the organism in Eukaryota, Metazoa, Chordata, Mammalia, Dasyuromorphia, Dasyuridae. Gene Ontology annotation, molecular function: carbonate dehydratase activity; zinc ion binding. The record is from RefSeq and is a predicted model, not a curated record.
CCCAAUGACAAGUAUAUACAUACAGAUGAAAUAAGUCAAUUCUCCUGUUGGUGAGGUCAUGACGAUGCUAAAUUUUCUGAGUUCUUCCAAGUCCAAAUUUAUGUUCUCAACCCUUUUCCUUAUUCUGGACAAGAACCUGCUUUGGCUUAGCUUGCCCAUUUUACCCUGUUCCCUGCACACCUGGAUCUUGGAGGAAAAACCAGGUGACAAUUUGAGACUUGUUUUGACUUAGGAUUAUCCAUUGUCCAUUGACCAAGGCAGGGCUUCUAUUAAAGGCUCUAUUAAAAUGAAUUGGGCGAUGGUAGACAGAAGUGUAUUCACAUGAUAUAAACAGGACUCCAGAAUGCUUUACAACAGAUGUUCCCAGAGACAGGAGAUGGAAACAGGACAUCCAAUUGCAACAGAAGUUCCUUUGACUCGGCUGCACCAUGAGGACAUUAGUUGCUCUGCUUUCUCUGCUUCUCACUGUCCACACUGAGGGAAAUUCAAGUGGACACAGCUGGAAAUACCCAGACGGUACAGGAAAUGGGGCGUGGUCCAAUAACUUUCCAAAUUGUGCAGGAAAGAAACAGUCCCCCAUUGACAUCCAGACAAACAAAUUAUUGGAGAACAAAUUACUGGAGCCUCUAGUACUGUCAGGCUACAAAGCUCAGGAGGGACAUUUCCCGAUGAUCAACAAUGGCCACUCAGUCCAGUUGACUUUGCCAGCUGACAUGCAUAUCAUUGAAGGGCUACCCUAUAAAUUCACAGCUGUCCAGUUGCACUUUCACUGGAGAAGUACUACACAACCCCAUGGUUCGGAGCACACCAUAAAUGGAGAGCCAUCUGACUGUGAGUUACACGUUGUACACUUCAAUUCUGAGAAAUAUAAAAGCUUUGAAGAAGCCCAAGACAAGCCUGAUGGAUUAGCUGUGAUUGCUGUCCUCAUUAAGGCUAAAGAAAAUGAAGAGAAUACAUAUUAUGAACCGUUUUUUUCCUAUUUAUCCAAGAUCCAAAAUGCAGGGGAAAAUGUAACUCUGCCCUCCAUUGAUGUCCAGCAUAUGUUGCCCUGCAAUCUCAAAAGAUACUAUCGAUAUUAUGGCUCAUUGACCACUCCUCCCUGCACUGAAAAUGUCAUCUGGACAGUUUUGACAGAACACGUCUUCAUUUCUACAGGACAGCUGCAUAAACUAUUUUCACUCAAAGAUAAUUUUUCUCAUUCACUUGAAAACAACUUUCGGCAUGUUCAGCCUCUCAACGGAAGGAUAGUGGAGGCCAGUUUCCCACCUGAAGAAGCUGAAGGAAGUCAAUUUGUUCACUGCUCAAGGUCCGAGGCACGGUCCUGGAGGCGAUUUAAAAGGCAUAGAGCCAGUUCAAGGCAAAGAUCCUAGAGGUGAUUUUGGACUGUUCUGAAGAUACCAAUGAUGUUUUUUCUAAAGAAAAAAGCCUCCAAAUAAGAACCCCCAACACAAAUCAAAAACAAGCAAAUAAACAAAAAACCAAAAAAGAAAAAAAAAAAAGACACCCAAGAUACUACUCUACAGUUUUAAAAUGGCACAAUGGAGACAAUCCUUAUCAGAAGUAAAAAGAAGCAUUGAAGACAACCAUCAUUAGCCAUCAGCUUAGAUGGCAGUCCACCAUUUCCUUCACCAUAAAAACAUUGCUUGCUCUGAUUCUUUACUCAGUUUCUUCCUUAUCUAUAUAAAACUCCUUCUUGGAUUGAUAAUUUUGCAUAUUUCCUAGAUAUCUCAGUAGAACUACUAUUGCUGAAAUGAGCAGAUAAUAGAAUUAAAUUAUACCUGUAGGGAUUUAAUAGAGACAUAACUGAUGAAUUAAUUUGAAAUCAAUCACUUUAUGAAUAUCAGUUUUCUUUUGCUAAUAUCUGCUUUGAUGGAUACCAACUCUCAACCAAUCUGUGCUUCUUUUAUGUAUUGAGAUAUUAAUAAAAUAAUUUGAUGCUUAAAAA